Molecule: messenger RNA, 3478 nt
Organism: Leopardus geoffroyi (Geoffroy's cat)
Lineage: Eukaryota; Metazoa; Chordata; Mammalia; Carnivora; Felidae
Gene: ZFPM1
Product: zinc finger protein, FOG family member 1
Exons: 10
Coding region: 375-3350 (991 amino acids)
Biological process (GO): megakaryocyte differentiation; negative regulation of transcription by RNA polymerase II; heart development
Cellular component (GO): nucleus
Molecular function (GO): RNA polymerase II-specific DNA-binding transcription factor binding
Source: RefSeq, a predicted model, not a curated record
CCGGCCCGCCCGCCCGCCGGGAGCGCCCCGGCCGAGGCCGCCCGGUUCGCCGCGCGCUGCCCGCAGGUUCCAUUGAGAAAAGCCGAGCGGCGGCGGCGGCGGCGGCGGCGGCGUCUGCGCGGGAGCUGAGGAGCUGGCAGCAGCCCGCCGCCCGCCGACCCCGGCGGUCGGCGCGCCCGCAGCGCAGGGCCUUGCCUCCGGCCUCCGCAGCGGCUCCGGGCCGGGCGCGGCGGGCUGGGGCGCGGGCCGGGACGGCCGCGGAGCCCGGGGGCCGGGGGCAUGAGCCGCCCCGCGGCCCCGCCGCGCCCCCGCCGCCCGCCGCCGCCCGCCAGGGGCUAGAGGCGGCCGCCGGGAGGGCGCGCGGCGCCGGAGACAUGUCCAGGAGGAAACAGAGCAACCCCCGGCAGAUCAAGCGUUCCCUCGGAGACGUGGAGACCGCAGAAGACGACGCCGGCCUCCCGGAGCAGGAGGCUGGAGCCGUGGGGCCCGAGGCCGCGGGAGAGCCCGAGCCCCUGAGCCCUGCCAGUGCAGACGCCAAUCCCCCGCCCCCACCAUCGCCACCACCCGCCACAUCCCCAGGAGGCCCCGAGAUGGAGGGGCAGGAGCCAGAGGCCAGGCUGGAGGAGGAGUCGGGCAGCUCCUGGAGCGGGCCAGACGAGCUGGAGCCGGUGCUACAGGACGGGCAGAGGUGCGUGCGGGCUCGACGCAGCCUGGCCGAGGGGCUGUCCUGGGGCCCCUUCCGCGGGAACAUCCAGAGCAAAGCCUCGUCCCCUGGGCAGGCGCAACCGGGCCCUGCCCUGACCCUGCUGCUGGAGGAUGAACCCUGCUGGUUGAGGAUGCUGCCGCAGGCCCCGACCGAGGCCGAAGCCAACGCAGAGAUCUACAGGAAGGAUGAAGCCCUGUGGUGCAGAGUCACCAAGCCGGUGCCGGCGGGCAGACUGCUGGGUGUGCUCCUCACAGUGGCUGAGCCCCGUGGCACCCCCAGCCACCCCGUGAAGGAGGAGCCAGCCGAGCCCGAAUGCCCAGCCCCCUCCCACACCGACAUCCAGCUCCUGCCCCAGCAGGCCGGCAUGGCAUCCAUCCUGGCCACGGCGGUCAUCAACAAAGACGUCUUCCCCUGCAAAGACUGCGGCAUCUGGUACCGGAGCGAGAGGAACCUGCAGGCCCACCUACUCUACUACUGCGCCAGCCGCCAGACCACCGGCUCGCCCGCUGCGGCCGCCGACGAGAAGCCCAAGGAGACCUACCCCAACGAGCGCGUCUGCCCCUUCCCCCAGUGCCGCAAGAGCUGCCCCAGCGCCAGCUCCCUGGAGAUCCACAUGCGCAGCCACAGCGGAGAACGGCCCUUUGUGUGUCUCAUCUGCCUGUCGGCCUUCACCACCAAAGCCAACUGCGAGCGGCACCUCAAGGUGCACACAGACACGCUGAGCGGUGUCUGCCACAGCUGUGGCUUCAUCUCCACCACAAGGGACAUCCUCUACAGCCACCUGGUGACCAACCACAUGGUCUGCCAGCCGGGCUCCAAGGCGGAGAUCUACUCCCCAGGGGCCGGACACCCCGCUGCCAAGCUCCCCCCAGACAGUCUGGCCAGCUUCCAGCAGCACACGGCCCCCCCCGGCCCCCUGGCUUCCACCGACCUGGGCCUGGCGCCCACCCCAUCACCAGGACUGGACAGGAAGGCUCUGGCUGAGGCCACCAAUGGAGAGGCCAGAGCGGCCCCCCAGAACGGGGGCAGCAGCGAGCCCGCGGCGGCCCCCCGGGCCGUCAAGACAGAGGCUGCGACGGAGGAGCCCGAGGCGGAGCCAGGGCCCCCAGCCGCCGCAUCGAGGACACCCUCACCGCCCAGCCCUGCCCCUGCCAGGGUGAAGGCCGAGCUGUCCAGCCCCACGCCCGGCUCCAGUCCGGGCCCUGGCGAGCUGGGGCUGGCGGCCGGCACGCUCUUCCUGCCGCAGUUCCCCGCGGCGCCCCCGGCCUCAGAGAUCCUGGCCAAGAUGUCGGAGCUGGUACACAGCCGGCUGCAGGCGGGCGCGGGGGCCCAGGCCGGCCUCUUCGCGGGGGCUCCCAAGGGCGCCACGUGCUUCGAGUGCGACAUCACCUUCAACAACGUCAACAACUUCUACGUGCACAAGCGCCUCUACUGCUCCGGCCGCCGCCCGCCUGACGACGCGCCCCCAGCGCGCAGGGCCAAGGCGCCCCCCGCCCCGGGCCGCGCACCCCCCGGCCCACCGCCCCCCGAGGCCGACCCGGGGCGCGCCUCGCCGAGCUCCGGGGCGCGCGAGGACGAGGCGGGGGGCGCGGCCACACCCGAGGCCGAGGCCGAGGCCGAGGGGGGCGGCCGGGGCAGGGAGGGCAGCCCGGGCAGCCCCAGCCCGGGCAGCGGGGCGGACGAGGACGACGAUCCCCGCCGGACGCUGUGCGAGGCCUGCAACAUCCGCUUCAGCCGCCACGAGACCUAUACCGUGCACAAGCGCUACUACUGUGCUUCGCGCCACGACCCGCCGCCGCGCCGGCCCGCACCCGCCGGGCCCCCCGGGACCCCCGCGCCCCCGGCGCCCGCCUUGCCCGCCGCGCCGCCGGUGCGCACGCGCCGGCGCCGCAAGCUGUACGAGCUGCACGCGGCCGCCCCGCCCCCCGCCUCUGGCCCCGCCCCCGAGCCGCCUGCGUCGCCGUCGCCCCGGCCGGGAAGCGGAAGCGGGCCCGACGCCGCCGACGGCCCCAUCGACCUGAGCAAGAAGCCGCGGCGCCAGGCGCCUGUGCCCGCCCCCGGCCUGCCCGCCCUGGCCGACUACCACGAGUGCACAGCCUGCCGCGUGAGCUUCCACAGCCUCGAGGCCUACCUGGCGCACAAGAAGUUCUCGUGCCCCGCCGCCCCGCGCCUCCUGCGCGUCGCGGCCGAGGACGCGGCCGCCAGCGCCGUCGUGUGUCCCUACUGCCCGCCCAACGGCGUGGUCCGCGGCGACCUCAUCGAGCACUUCCGCCUGGCGCACGGCCUGCUGCUGGGCCAGCCGCCCGCCGGCGCCCGGACGCCCUCGCCCGCCGCCCCACGAGACGGCCUCAACGGCCAGGAGCUGCGGGAGCCGGCCCCCGGCGCCCCCGACGGCAGCCCCCGGCCCGGCCCGCCACCGGCCCCGUCCCCCGAGGCGGUGCCGCCACACCCGCCGCCCCCGCCGACGCCCCCUUCCCACUCGGACAAGGGCGUCCAGACCCCCAGCAAGGGGACGCCGGCGCCCGCGCCCCCCGGCAGCCACAGGUACUGCCGCCUGUGCAACAUCAGGUUCAGCAGCCUGUCCACUUUCAUCGCCCACAAGAAGUAUUACUGCUCCUCGCACGCGGCAGAGCACGUGAAGUGAGCGGCCGCCACACUACAGAGACCGCUUUGCGCCCCGCCGCAGUCCAGGCGCAGGCCAGGCCCGGGGGCUGCAGGGGACCGCGCCUGCCUGGACUAUUGGCACUUAAUAAAGAAGUCCAGUUUGAUGAG